GAUUUCUUAAGAACUUUCUGAUUUGUGUCAGCGCCGGAAAAUGAACCGUGACGGCGCCGGAGAAGGCGACUCUGUUUCACACGAACCUUUAACAUCUAAAAGUCCUAAAGAAGAAGAAGAAGAGACGAAGAAAAAGGAAAAAAACGAAGAAAAGGCGAAGACAGUUCCUUUCUACAAGCUAUUUGCGUUUGCAGAUUCCUUUGAUGUCCUCUUGAUGAUAUGUGGCUCAAUUGGAGCUAUUGGGAAUGGUGUGUGUUUACCUCUUAUGACAUUGUUGUUUGGUAAUCUCAUCGAUUCCUUUGGAAAAAAUCAGAACAACAAAGACAUUGUUGAUGUUGUCUCCAAGGUUUGUCUUAAAUUCGUCUACCUUGGACUUGGAAGACUUGGAGCAGCCUUUCUUCAGGUUGCUUGUUGGAUGAUUACGGGAGAGAGACAAGCCGCAAGGAUAAGAAGUACGUAUCUGAAAACAAUUCUGAGACAAGACAUUGGAUUCUUUGAUGUCGAAGCAAACACAGGAGAGGUUGUUGGUAGAAUGUCUGGAGAUACUGUUCUUAUUCAAGAUGCCAUGGGUGAGAAGGUUGGGAAGUUUAUUCAGCUGGUAUCUACUUUCGUUGGCGGAUUUGCUUUAGCUUUUGCUGAAGGAUGGUUACUAACAUUGGUUAUGUUAACUUCGAUUCCUCUUCUUGCUAUGGCUGGUGCAGCCAUGGCCCUUAUCGUCACUAGAGCUUCUUCUCGGGGACAAGCCGCUUAUGCAAAAGCAGCAACUGUUGUUGAACAGACAAUCGGGUCUAUCCGAACGGUUGCUUCUUUUACGGGAGAGAAGCAAGCCAUUAACAGCUACAAGACGUUCAUAACAUUGGCGUAUAAAUCAAGCAUUCAACAAGGUUUCUCAACCGGUUUAGGACUUGGAGUAAUGUUCUUUGUGUUUUUCAGCAGCUAUGCUUUGGCUAUUUGGUUUGGUGGGAAGAUGAUACUCGAAAAAGGGUAUACUGGUGGCGCUGUGAUCAACGUGAUCAUCAUUGUGGUUGCGGGUUCAAUGUCGCUUGGGCAAACAUCUCCAUGUGUAACCGCAUUUUCAGCUGGUCAGGCUGCAGCAUAUAAGAUGUUUGAGACAAUCAAACAAAAGCCUUUGAUUGAUGCUUAUGACGUUAAUGGAAAGGUUCUUGAAGAUAUCCGAGGAGACAUUGAACUUAAAGAUGUGCAUUUCAGUUACCCCGCGAGGCCAGACGAGGAUAUAUUCGACGGAUUCUCUCUGUUUAUUCCCAGCGGUGCAACAGCAGCAUUAGUAGGAGAAAGUGGAAGUGGAAAAUCUACCGUGAUCAGUUUGAUUGAGAGGUUUUAUGAUCCAAAAUCCGGCGCAGUACUAAUUGAUGGAGUUAAUCUUAAGGAGUUUCAGUUGAGAUGGAUCAGAAGCAAAAUCGGAUUGGUCAGUCAAGAGCCGGUUCUGUUUUCGUCGAGCAUCAUGGAGAAUAUCACCUAUGGGAAAGAAAAUGCGACGCUUCAAGAGAUUAAAGCUGCAACAGAACUAGCUAAUGCGGCGAAGUUCAUAGAUAACUUACCUCAGGGGUUGGAUACAUUGGUAGGAGAGCACGGGACACAGCUCUCGGGAGGACAGAAACAGAGGAUAGCAAUUGCGAGAGCGAUUCUUAAAGAUCCGCGGAUUUUGUUGCUGGAUGAAGCAACAAGUGCACUCGAUGUGGAAUCCGAAAGAGUUGUUCAAGAGGCUUUAGAUAGAGUGAUGGUUAACCGGACUACGCUGAUUAUUGCGCAUAGGUUAAGCACGGUAAGAAAUGCGGAUAUGAUUGCAGUAAUUCACCGCGGAAAAAUGGUGGAAAAAGGUUCACAUUCCGAGUUGUUGAAAGAUUCUGAGGGAGCUUAUACGCAGCUCAUUCGGUUACAAGAGAUAAACAAGGGUAAUGAUGUGAAACCAUCAGACAUAUCUGCGGGAUCGUCUUUCUGGAAUUCGAGUUUGAAAAAAUCAAUAGAGGGAUCGGUUAUCAGUGGCGGAACCUCGUCGGUUGGAAAUAGCAGCCGUCAUCAUUCUUUGAAUGUUCUUGGUUUAUUUGCAGGACUAGACCUCGGUAGCGGUAGCCAACGAGUAGGUCAAGAGGAAACUGGAACGGCAAGUCAAGAACCGCUCCCAAAAGUAUCACUCACCCGAAUUGCAGCUCUAAACAAACCUGAGAUCCCUGUUCUUCUUCUAGGAACUGUAGCAGCAGCAAUCAAUGGCGUUAUUUUCCCGCUUUUCGGGAUUCUGAUUUCAAGAGUCAUCGAAGCGUUCUUCAAACCAGCUGACCAACUAAAAAACGAAUCAAGAUUCUGGGCGAUUAUAUUUGUAGCUCUGGGAGUAACUUCGUUGAUUGUCUCACCGUCUCAAAUGUAUCUGUUUGCAGUAGCUGGAGGAAAACUAAUUCGACGAAUUCAGUCAAUGUGCUUUGAGAAAGCGGUUCACAUGGAAGUUGGAUGGUUCGAUGAGCCAGAGAACUCGAGUGGUACAAUGGGGGCCAGGCUCUCGACUGAUGCAGCUUUGAUUAGAGCUCUAGUUGGAGAUGCAUUGUCUCUAGCGGUUCAAAAUGCUGCAUCUGCUGCGUCUGGAUUGAUUAUAGCGUUCACUGCGAGUUGGGAACUGGCGCUUAUAAUAUUAUUGAUGCUUCCUCUUAUUGGUAUCAAUGGCUUCCUUCAAGUCAAGUUUAUGAAAGGAUUCAGUGCCGACGCAAAGUCAAAGUAUGAGGAGGCGAGUCAGGUAGCGAAUGAUGCGGUAGGGAGUAUAAGAACAGUUGCUUCUUUCUGCGCGGAGGAAAAAGUGAUGCAGAUGUAUAAGAAGCAAUGCGAAGGUCCGAUAAAAGAUGGAAUAAAGCAAGGUUUCAUCAGCGGAUUAGGGUUUGGAUUCUCUUUCUUCAUUCUGUUUUGUUUCUACGCGACAAGCUUCUACGCGGCUGCUAGAUUGGUUGAAGAUGGCAGGACUACUUUCAUUGAUGUUUUCCAGGUGUUCUUUGCGUUAACAAUGGCAGCGAUUGGGGUUUCUCAGUCGAGUACUUUCGCUCCAGAUUCGAGCAAAGCCAAGGCUGCAGCUGCUUCGAUCUUUGCAAUCAUCGAUAGAAAAUCGAAGAUAGACUCGAGCGAAGAGUCAGGGACAGUGUUGGAGAACGUUAAGGGAGAUAUCGACCUUCGUCACUUAAGCUUCACUUAUCCAGCAAGACCAGACAUUCAGAUCUUUUGUGAUCUUUGCUUAACCAUUCGCGCAGGAAAGACGGUUGCUUUGGUAGGAGAAAGCGGGUCGGGGAAAUCGACGGUGAUUUCGCUGUUACAAAGAUUUUAUGAUCCAGAUUCCGGUCAUAUAACUUUAGACGGAGUUGAGCUCAAGAAGCUGCAGUUGAAAUGGUUGAGACAACAAAUGGGACUAGUGGGACAAGAACCGGUCUUGUUCAACGACACGAUUCGAGCCAAUAUUGCUUAUGGCAAAGGAAGCGAAGACGCUGCAACCGAGGCUGAAAUCAUAGCUGCCGCCGAACUCGCCAAUGCACACAAAUUUAUCUCUAGCAUACAACAGGGUUACGACACAGUGGUGGGAGAGAGAGGAAUUCAAUUAUCAGGAGGACAGAAACAGCGCGUAGCUUUAGCACGCGCCAUCGUGAAAGAGCCGAAGAUAUUGCUUUUGGACGAAGCAACAAGCGCUCUUGAUGCCGAAUCAGAACGAGUGGUUCAGGAUGCGCUUGACCGAGUGAUGGUAAACCGAACCACGGUAGUGGUAGCUCAUCGGUUAUCGACCAUUAAAAACGCUGACGUAAUUGCCGUCGUUAAGAAUGGUGUGAUCGCUGAGAAAGGGACUCACGGGACUUUGAUCAAAAUCGACGGUGGGGUUUAUGCCUCGCUAAUGAAGAAGUCAUCACCAUUGCUCUGUUUCUCUCUUGCUCUGUUUUCUCUCCUAUCAUCUCCUUCCUCUUCCGCUCGUAUCUUCUCCUCCCUUGUCCCCUCCGCCGCUCCUUCUCCCGCCGUAUCCACCACAACCGGCGGCGGCGUAGAUGAAACCGAUUUCUCCGCCUUCACGCAAUGGAACAUUUUAAACCUAACGGACCUCAAAAGCACCUUUAAAAACCUCCCGGAUCUCUCUAAGCUCAACAUCUCAUCCCUCCACGUGUCACCCGCCGUUGGCUCCGUCUGCUCUAACACCGACUACGCCGCCGAAUGCGUCGUCUCAAUCCUCCCACUCCUCCGUGACUUCCGCAAAUUCGAGCCAAAACCCAUCGACGUCCUUCGAAUGGAGAUGAGUGCGCUCUACGAGAAAGCUAACGCCACGCUUGACUUAGCCAAGCGUCUCAUCGUUGACCAGUCAACGCCGCGUGACGUGGCUGAUGUUUUGGACUUAUGUGUCGAUAACUACGAGUCGCUUCUCGAUGAUCUCAAAGAUGCUUCCGUAGCCGUCGAUGAUGGAGACUUUGGAAGGCUCGAGAGUGUAGUGAGUGCUGCGAUCGCUGAUGUGGUGACUUGCUCGGACGCGUUCACUGGGUCGUCGGAGCUUGAGUCGCCGAUGGCUAACGUUGAUGAUUUUCUUAAGAAGCUUUGUAGUAAUGUCUUGGCUAUUUCUCAGAUGAUCCACAUAUUCACAGCUGGAUUCGUCUCCGCUAGUCCCAAUGGUUCCUCUUUCGAUUCUCCCAAGCUUUCUCUUCCUUUCGAGCCCCUUCGUUCAAGGAAGACGAAGAAGUUAGUUAGCGAUAGAAAGAAUUGGAAGAAUUCAACUCCGAAAGCUGUAUAUUCCGGCAAUCUCUGGACACCGGAGAUUCCUUCUCCUCAAGGAGUUUGGUCCAUUAGAGAUGAUUUACAAGUCCCUUCUUCGCCGUAUUUUCCUGUGUAUGCUCAAGGACAAGGACCACCUCCUAUGGUGCAAGAACGUUUCCAGAGUAUCAUUAGUCAGCUCUUCCAAUAUAGGAUUAUUCGCUGUGGUGGUGCUGUGGAUGAUGAUAUGGCAAACAUAAUUGUAGCUCAACUUCUGUAUCUUGAUGCUGUUGAUCCUACUAAGGAUAUUGUCAUGUAUGUUAAUUCUCCUGGUGGAUCAGUUACAGCUGGCAUGGCUAUAUUCGAUACUAUGAGGCAUAUCCGGCCUGAUGUGUCCACUGUUUGUGUCGGUCUAGCUGCUAGUAUGGGAGCUUUUCUGCUUAGUGCUGGAACCAAAGGGAAAAGAUACAGUCUACCAAACUCAAGGAUAAUGAUCCAUCAGCCGCUUGGUGGAGCUCAAGGUGGCCAAACCGACAUUGACAUUCAGGCAAAUGAAAUGCUGCAUCACAAGGCAAACCUAAACGGUUACCUCGCGUACCACACUGGUCAAAGCCUGGAGAAGAUAAACCAGGACACAGACCGUGAUUUCUUCAUGAGUGCUAAAGAAGCAAAAGAGUAUGGACUUAUCGACGGUGUUAUCAUGAACCCUCUUAAAGCUCUCCAGCCACUUGCAGCAGCUUAAUCGCCUGAAGGUAGUGGUUCAGCUUUAGCACUUUUUUUUUUUUUUGGCCUUUUAUGAACUGAGAUUUUCCAUGAAAUAUGCUUCUAGAAGGAAAAUCAGAUUUGUUUGGGAUCAAAAUCUGUAGUUGAUACAUACAUGAAGAACAAAGUAAAUUUUCUUGCCCUGC
This is a messenger RNA of Arabidopsis arenosa, 5621 nucleotides long. NCBI's taxonomy places the organism in Eukaryota, Viridiplantae, Streptophyta, Magnoliopsida, Brassicales, Brassicaceae. The record is from the annotation of a GenBank genome assembly.